This is a messenger RNA of Capronia coronata CBS 617.96, 756 nucleotides long. RefSeq lists its product as uncharacterized. The record is from RefSeq and is a predicted model, not a curated record. Bases 1 to 756 code for a protein of 251 amino acids. Gene Ontology annotation, molecular function: protein binding. Lineage: Eukaryota; Fungi; Ascomycota; Eurotiomycetes; Chaetothyriales; Herpotrichiellaceae. The transcript is spliced from 3 exons.
AUGCCGCCUGCGCGGCCGCGAAACAUCGAUGACUCCAGAUCCGAAGCGUCCAGCACUGUCACAAACCAGAAGGAUAAGGCGGCGUUAGGGCCAACCAGCGGGUCGGGCGUGGCCAAGGGAAAGCGACUUGCGUCGAACCUGAACACCUCGACGACUGCGACAAAGGCCGCUACGAACGGUAUUGGCUCUGUCGCAGCUGCACCGACAGACGUUGACCAUAAAGACCCUAACCUUCCACGGACGGAAUGGAACACCAUGUCCACAUCCAUCCUCCGUACUUACCGAAUCGCGCAUCGCCUAUCUGUUCCCUCGGCAUAUAACCACCCUCAUGCGGAGUUGACGUAUACUUCGUCCGAUAUUGCUCUACGAGCACCUUCUGUGGUGCAAGCUCGGCGCAAGCUUCGCGAGCAAAGACACCACGACCACAAGCUUCAGCAAGGACAGAGGAACGGGGCUGGUAAGGGAACCAAGGCAAAAGCAAAAGAGAAGGAAAAGUCUAGAGCUGAGCCGCCAACAAGGACGGCUCCUUCAGUGGCCAAAUCCAUCGAACCUCCUGACCCUGUAUCUGAACAAACAGAUCCUUCGUCGUCCAUGACUUACAUUGGUCCCCGUGAACCAGCGUCCCAGCUCGCCACGGCUGUUCGCAAGCACUUCAAUGCGCAGCAACUGAAUGAAGCCGACACGAUAGCGAGGUUCAUCUACGUGGUUCAGCAGAACGGCCGGGGAGCAGUCAUGGGCGCGAAGUCAGAAAGUUAG